This is a messenger RNA of Ascochyta rabiei, 768 nucleotides long. RefSeq lists its product as uncharacterized. The transcript is spliced from 3 exons. The record is from RefSeq and is a predicted model, not a curated record. The coding region runs from base 1 to 768 and encodes 255 amino acids. Lineage: Eukaryota; Fungi; Ascomycota; Dothideomycetes; Pleosporales; Didymellaceae. Gene Ontology annotation, biological process: carbohydrate metabolic process.
AUGCCGGCAAGCAAACAUCCUGUGAAAAUCAAUGUUGACCUGGGUGAAGGUUAUGGCAACUUCAAGUGUGGGCCAGAUGAACUACUGCUACCGCUGAUCGAUCAUGCCAAUGUGGCAUGCGGCUUUCAUGCUGGCGACCCGUUGAUCAUGCAGCAGACUGUUCGUGAGUGCAAGAAGCACAACAUCGCCGUAGGCGCACACCCUGGUCUGCCUGACGUUCAAGGGUUCGGCAGGAGGGAGAUCAAGAUGUCACCUGAAGAGCUGACAGCAAUGACACGGUACCAAGUGGGCGCGCUCAAGGCCUUCUUGGACGCUGAGGGCAUGCCCUUGCAUCAUGUCAAGCCACAUGGAGCACUCUAUGGCAUGAUGUGUAGAGACAAGGAUGUUUGCCGGGCAGUGUACGAAGGCGUACCCAAAGGCACUGUUGUUUUCGGUCUAGCAGGGACCUUACAAGAAGAAGUCGCCAAAGAGCUCGGCUUGCCCUUCGUUGCGGAGCUAUACGGAGAUGUCAAGUAUAGCAAGGACGGAACGUUGGUCAUCGACCGGAAGAAGAAAUCCUGGGAACGUGAAGAAGCUCAAUCUCACAUUAGAAGCCAAGUCGAGAAUGGCACCGUGACCGCCGUGACAGGCGAGGAAGUGCAAUUACCUCUCGGCGACCACCCGGUUUCUCUCUGCUGCCAUUCAGACUCACCGGGCGCCGUCGAAAUUGUGACAGCAGCACGCCAGAUCAUCGACGAUUUCAACAAGAAGAACUUCCCGCAGUCGUAG